AUGAUGAUGGCUACGGGUUAUUCCACUCUCUUUUCUCUCGGCUUGUCCAACAUACACACUUCCUUCCCCCGCGAUCCAGAUGCGCCAGUAUCGUCAAGUCUCAGUCUCAGCUCCACCACUCCGAGCACACCUUCGUCGUCCGCACCAGCCGCAUUUGCACCCGUGCCUCCAAAAAUCCAAAUUGACACCCAGGUGCAGGCAAAUAAGCCUAGUAUGCGUCGACGAAGGUCCAGUGUCACCGCAGCGCAAUCUCCACUAGGGACUGUGGGCAAAGCGCCUGGACAUGCUGCCCGAGCUUCUGCAGUGUCUCCGGCUAGGACUCGCCACCGCCGCUCGGAGAGCGAUGCCAUCGCGCGGAUGAGAAGCAAUAGCCUUGGUGAUAGCCUUCGACCGCGUCGUGGCGCCGUACGUGCCCCUGCACCAGCCCCGCCAGACAUGCCUCUUCCAGCUGUUCCUGCGCUCCCUGCAGAGUACGCACGUGGAACUGGCAAAAAUAGGGCCUCGAGUCCCGUGCGUCCGCCAUCCGACACGGUGACGUAUCGACGGACUUGCCUUUCGGACAAGGAUUGUGCACUUAAUUCUGGUCUUGGCUUGGGAGCAUUGGGAUCAUUUCCCGUUCCACCCUCAGCGGCGAGCACGGGCUCAUACCUGAGUUCCUCACAAAUGCUGCUAACACCGGGCUUCGCCUCGAAGCUGGCUCUGGCUCUGAACACACCACCCGGUUCAGACUAUCCGAGUCCGAAUCCCCUUCAGAGUCCCGUUGACCCCGUUCUUGGUGGCAAUUCGUACUUUGAGACACGGAUCACCACCGAUCAAGGCACGAAGGGGGAUUAACCAGUCAAGCUCCGACGUCGUCAUCCCUGCUUCGGCUUUC
Molecule: messenger RNA, 874 nt
Organism: Fomitiporia mediterranea MF3/22
Lineage: Eukaryota; Fungi; Basidiomycota; Agaricomycetes; Hymenochaetales; Hymenochaetaceae
Exons: 2
Coding region: 1-834 (277 amino acids)
Source: RefSeq, a predicted model, not a curated record